Molecule: messenger RNA, 1869 nt
Organism: Gigantopelta aegis
Lineage: Eukaryota; Metazoa; Mollusca; Gastropoda; Neomphalida; Peltospiridae
Exons: 6
Coding region: 1-1284 (427 amino acids)
Source: RefSeq, a predicted model, not a curated record
AUGUCAAUUCGACAACCUCUCGAAAAUCACGAUCAGACUAACAUUGCUGUUGGGAAGAAGGCCUUUCAGAGUUCUAGCCUGGGGCUGGCCGAGUCUGCACUGGACGGCAAUCUGUCUACGGACUUCCUCCAGGGAACGUGUUCACACACCGCCUUCUAUGACGACGGCAUCCCAUGGUGGUCUGUGGAUUUGGGCGACGUCUACAACAUCACCGAGAUACGUUUAACCAACAGAGGAGACUGCUGUGGCAGUCGUCUGCAAAACUUCUUCAUCUUCCUUGGCAACGACAGCAACGCAGAUACUUCGCUCUGCGUGUACUAUGGCGGAACAGUACCAGAUGGCGCCACUAUCAGCAUCACCUGUACAAGGACGAGCGUGAGCAGGUUUAUUAAGAUCCAGCUGAACAGCAACCAGGCUCUGACUCUCUGUGAAGUACAGGUGUUCGUGGAUUCCGAAGCAAACAACGUAGCCUUGGGGAAGUCAGCUUCCCAGAGUUCGAUGCUCGGCGCCGCGGGGCUGGCGGUGAACAACAGCACAGACACGGCAUACACUCACGGGUCGUGCUCCCACACCGAUGUCAACUCACGGGAGCCUCCCUGGUGGACGGUCGACUUGGGCCACCUGUACAGGAUCUCUUUGAUCAAAAUAACAAACAUCGGAGACUAUCGAGGACAAGCACUAAAGGACUUCGAUGUUUUACUUACCGACUACGCCAAUACAACCACAUCGUUGUGCAUGCAUUACUAUGGCUUAAUAAGUGAGGGAGCUACAGUGAAUGUCGUCUGCAACCAGUCCAAUGAGGGAAGAUACGUGACCAUCAGACUUACCAACAACGAUAUGCUGAGUCUUUGCGAAGUGCAGGUGUAUGGUACACAGGUUGAUCUGCCGAAAAUAAUUCUGAGAAUGAAGCCAAUAGGUAACAGCACAGAGAGAAAUGAAACUGCACCUGACAUCACAUCAGUUCCUUCUUAUAACUCCACAGUAGUUGCUAACGAGUCCAGCAUGUGCAUGUGCCCGUGCUACACGUGGGUUCGCGAACAGCCGUCUGCCAUUGAACUUCAGCGUAUUCUUGAUAUGAUACGAAACCUGUUGCUGGUGCGACGAAACGAGACGUCCAAGUUCCGUCGCAAUCGGGUUUCAGCUACAGACGAGAGAGUUUCCGCAAGAAGAAUUGGUUUCCUUGGCAUCUUCGUCUUCUCUGCAAUAGUAUUUCUCAUAGUCCUUUCAGAUUUUAUAUCGCUCUUUCAAACGUUCUGCCCGACAUCGGAAAAACGAGAACGGUAAUCAUGCAGACAAGCGUGGAUGCUAAGAGAGAACUCUAGCAUAACUGGAAAAACUGACAUAAUGUUUAAUAAAACUAACAGGCAGAAUCCAGGCAUGUGCUACGGGCCCCGCAUUUCUGGGGGCCUCGCGGUGAUGUGUACAUUUAUUUUUUCCCAGAUAAUUUUUACCCUCUCCCCGAGGGGAUUGCAAAAUAUAUAUUCUGGGAAGGGGUCUUGGCUGUUAUUUGUGCUACAGGGCCCGCGGAUCCUUAAAUCUGCUCUGGCAGAAUCAUAUUCAACAAAUGCAACGACAACAGUGAUGAGGCUAAAUAUCAUAUCACGCCUUUCAGGCGCGUGUACAGACAGUUUAGCAGGGAGGGGUCUAGAUUGUGACGACCGGACUUUAUAGAGGGUCGAGCCAUGAUCUCCCAGAAAACAACAUUAUGAAAAAACAAAGAUUGUUGAGCAGGGAGGGGUUUUAAGCCCCGAAACUCUUCCCCUGCACACACACCUGCCUUUCGUUAUGGUUCAGUUGCUUUCCUCGAUAUAGCUUGACGUGUUGUAUUGUGUAUGAUUAAUAUGAAUGCCUAAUAAACACUGAAAACCA